AUGAUGGCCAACUCCACUGCACGAUCUGGUUUCCAACUGGCCAACGGCAAGCCGUAUAUGCUGGAGCGGACCUACUCAGCCACCGCCCGCCUCAACUACCAGCAUUAUCUGUUCAGAGAAUGUGUCAAGUUCAAUCUUCAUCCUUCGAUUCCCGUGCCGCCCAACGCCCGAAUAGCCGAUGUCGCCACAGGCACGGCAAUCUGGCUCUUUGAACUUGCCCGGGAUCUUCCCACCGCCACUUUCGACGGCCUGGAUAUCAGUCUGGACAGCGCGCCGCCAGCGGAGUGGCUUCCCCAAAACGUCACGCUGCGCCAAUGGGAUAUCUUUGACGACGUGCCGCCCGAUCUGGUGGGCGCAUACGACGUUGUCCACCUCCGGUUCUUCAUGCUGGUGGUCCGAGAGAGUGAUCCGAUCCCGGUGAUCCGCAAAGUCUCCACCCUGCUGAAGCCCCGGGGCUGGAUCCAGUGGGAUGAGUUCAACUAUCGGGAUGCACACAUCAUCUCGGCGAAUGUGAAGGUCGAGCAGCUCCCCGCGAUGGAGCAACUGCGACAGUUUGCGUAUUCUGAUGGCCGCAACAACUGGACGCUGGAUAUCCCGCGGCACCUGCGGACCGAAGGCUUUGUCCAGACGCAACUCUUCCAGUAUCGCGAUCUGCCAGAACGGGCCAAGGCCAACAAUGAGGAAUAUAUCAUGUGCUUGGAGGAGUUUGCCAGCCGGCUGGACCGAGAAGGAGAGAGAAAGCAUGCACAGGAGGUAUAUGAGCUGAUUGGAAAGAUAAGUGACGAGUCUCAGAGGGGAGCAGCACUGCUAAUGGACCGGAUCGUGUGCAUUGGACAAAGGGGAACUCCACAAAGUCGGCUGUAG
Aspergillus thermomutatus is the source of this 864-nucleotide messenger RNA. Its product is annotated as class I SAM-dependent methyltransferase. The record is from RefSeq and is a predicted model, not a curated record. Bases 1 to 864 code for a protein of 287 amino acids. The transcript has a single exon. Lineage: Eukaryota; Fungi; Ascomycota; Eurotiomycetes; Eurotiales; Aspergillaceae.